AUGAGUGUGGAUGUAGCUUCUCCCCAAAACCUUCUUGAAGCUUCCGAUUCUAAAAACUCAUCACCAGUAACUACCAGUUUGGGGGCUAAAGAAGAUGGUACAUCCUUGCAAAUGUCGUCUGCCGAGCCCCCCUACUCAGAGACAGCCAGGUCUCCACUUCCUUCCUCCGUGGACCUGCUUCUGCAGAAGAGCCCGGAUUCUUCCACCAGUCCCAAAGUCCAGCUGCCCGCCUCUGCGGAGACGGACGCAGCCAGGAAGGAGAGUAAGGGCCAGGGCAAGAAGCAGAAGGUGCGAACGGUGUUCUCUCAGACGCAGCUGUGCAUCCUCAAGGACCACUUUCAGAAACAGAAGUACCUCAGCCUCCAGCAGAUGCAAGAACUUUCCGAAGUCCUGAAUCUCAGCUACAAACAGGUGAAGACCUGGUUCCAGAACCAGAGAAUGAAAUGUAAGAGGUGGCAGAAAACCACCAACUGGUCCAAGAAUAACCAUGCUGUGACUCAGGUCUCUGCACCUACAGAAUACCUGGACGUCUGUGCUUCCUACCACCAAGGAUGCCUUCCUUCUGGAAACCUGCCCAUGUGGAGCAACCAGAGCUGGAACAGCCAGGCCUGGAACAACCAGAGCUGGAACAGCCAGGCCUGGAACAAC
Molecule: messenger RNA, 648 nt
Organism: Echinops telfairi (small Madagascar hedgehog)
Lineage: Eukaryota; Metazoa; Chordata; Mammalia; Afrosoricida; Tenrecidae
Product: homeobox protein NANOG
Exons: 4
Biological process (GO): regulation of transcription by RNA polymerase II
Molecular function (GO): RNA polymerase II cis-regulatory region sequence-specific DNA binding; DNA-binding transcription factor activity, RNA polymerase II-specific
Source: RefSeq, a predicted model, not a curated record